Molecule: messenger RNA, 4032 nt
Organism: Wasmannia auropunctata (little fire ant)
Lineage: Eukaryota; Metazoa; Arthropoda; Insecta; Hymenoptera; Formicidae
Exons: 1
Coding region: 1-4032 (1343 amino acids)
Biological process (GO): DNA integration
Molecular function (GO): zinc ion binding; nucleic acid binding
Source: RefSeq, a predicted model, not a curated record
AUGCGUACUCGCCUGCUGCUGGACAAAUUGGGUCAAUUGGAGUUCGACAGACUUGUGGAUCACGUCGCGCCUACGAAUCCGACCAAAAUGAAACUGUCAGACCUCAUCCCCAUUUUGAAAAAUCUCUUCCGGGAAAAAAUAUCUCUCACACGACGUCGCAUCGAGAUAUUGAACCACAGGUACGACAAAACGACACCUAUCUCGGAACAUAUCGACAAGAUCAAUCGUCUUGCCUCGGAAUUCGAGCGCUCUAAGCUUACGGACGACAACCUCAGAGUCUUAUUACUCUUGCAAUCUCUCUGCUUCUCGCGGGACAAUGACGAUCUGAAAAAGAUGGCGCUUCGCGUCGUAGAAAAAAACCAAGAGGCCACCCUCAAAGACAUCGCUACGGAACUCGAGGCUCACAUGAAUGUGGCCUCGAAUAUGAAAAAACUCGAAAAUCCUACUAAUACCGCGGGUUCGUCAACACUGGCUUUGCGCGCCAACGUAAAAAAGAAAUAUCAGAAGCAACCGCCACCUGAUACUACAAAUAAGCAUGCGAGUAACACAAAUAAUACAAUAGCGCAACCUACUGUGUCCACCAAGUGCAACGGGUGCGGAAACGCGCACCUCCGCUCAAAGUGCCCUUUCCGCGACGCGACAUGUUCUAAGUGCUCCAAGAAAGGCCACAUCGCAAAAGUGUGUCGUUCGACCGCGAAGGUUGAUCAUUUAGCGGUCGAUAACGACGUGGAAAGUGAUUACAGCGAAAGUGACUACAACGACAAUCCAGUAAUUCAAUCAAUAACGUCAAUCGAUAAACGCCGUCGCAUCUACAUCCCUAAUACGAUGCUGGGCAAAAUAGUGAAUCUCCAACACGACAGCGGAUCGGACGUCACGACCAUUGGUAAAGACAUAUGGACCCGUCUAGGAAGUCCGACUCUUCACUCUCACAAACCAGUGGAACACGCCGGCGGCGAUUCAUUAAAAACGAUCGGUAGAUUCAAGUGCAAAAUUCGCGCAGCCGAUCGUGAUGGAGAAGUAUUCAUAGAUGUCGUCGCGCGUAACGGCCUUAACCUGUUCGGCUUAAAUGCAAUCGACACACUCGACCUGUGGAACAUGUCCCUCGAUAAGUGCCGUAAGCUCCGCCACGACGGAAUCAAUCAAUGUGCGGUUAUCAAAAACAAUAAAAUGCCCGAUUCUUCUGCCGAUUCCCAAUCGAAUCAAGUGUUUCGCAAUCAAAUCGUGAAUGAGUUUCCAAAACUUUUUUCGCCCGGCCUUGGACAAUGCAAAAACUUUCAAGCUAAAUUUACAUUAUCCGAGAACGCCGUCCCCAAACAAACCUCGUGCAGACAGAUCCCAUAUGCUACAGAGAAACUACUCGAAGAGGAAAUCUCACGCCUGGAAUCCCUUGACAUCAUCGAACGAGUGCACCUAUCCGACUGGAGCACUCCCAUCGUUAUUGUAAAAAAACCGGAUGGCAAGAUCAGAUUGUGCGCCGACUAUUCCACGGGGGUAAACAAUGCCCUCAGAGGAAACUCGUAUCCUUUACCCAAUAUAGAUCUUAUUAUGUCUAAAUUAAACGGCAAUAGUUACUUUAGCGUUCUAGAUCUCAGCGACGCUUUCCUACAGAUAGAGGUCGCCGAAGAUCACCGAGACGUCACUACAAUCACCACCCCUAAAGGUCUUUACAGGUUCAAACGCCUCCCCUUCGGCAUCAAGACCGCACCGGCCAUCUUUCAGCAAGCAAUGAAUUUCACAUUAUCCAGCUUAGACGGCGUCUACGCGUACAUCGACGACGUGGUAGUCAUGGGCUCUACUCGUCAAGAACACGACAGUCGCUUGCGGACAACCCUCCAUCGUCUGGAAGAAAUAGGUUGGAAAUUAAAGCCAGAGAAAUGUCGUCUUGCACUACGAGAGAUCAAAUACCUAGGCGCCAUCAUAAACGGUUUCGGUAUUUCGGCCGACCCAGAAGCCACACGUGCCGUUGCCAAACUGCCCAAACCAGCAUGCGUCGCAGAAGUCCAAUCUCUCCUGGGGAUGAUAAAUCACUACGGAAAGUUCAUCCCGCAUCUGCAUCAAAUUAAGAAACCGCUAGAGGACCUAAAGAAUCAGCCUUGGGCAUGGAACUCUCACCACGACGCAGCCUUCCUACGUGUUAAGGAAAUCCUCCUCAGUCCUCUACUUUUAGAGCAUUUCGAUCCAUCAAAAACGCUCGUAGUGGCGGCCGACGCAUGUUCCACGGGCAUCGGAGGGGUACUUAUACAACGGGAUUCCCAAGGACGCGAACACGCCGUAUACCACAUGUCUCAAAGCCUUACGGACUCUCAACGCAAUUACUCUCAGUUGGAAAAGGAAGCCCUUGCAUUGGUUACUGCAAUCGAACGCUUUCACAAAUUCCUCUGGGGAAGGGAGUUUAUCCUCCAAACGGAUCAUAAACCUCUGGUAGCUUUACUUCAAACGGAAAAUACCAAAGGCCUCAAACCCACCACUGUAGCUCGUCUAAAACGUUGGGCCAUCAGGUUAUUAGGAUACGACUUUAAAAUCGAAUACGUCCGCACACAAGAUUUCGGCCAAGCAGACGCUCUAUCCCGCUUAAUCGAAAAAUUCCGUCAAGAUAAUUCAGAAGAACUGCAAGUGGCUAGCAUCCACACGGUGGAUAACCAAAUCCAGCAAAUUAGAGAUCUCUCCAUCGAUAAAUUUGGCAAAGAUCUUCGUCACAAACUAAAAACCGCCACCGGCCUAGAUCCAGACCUCAAAACAGUCAUGAAAGCCAUCCAGAACAACAAAUUCCCAACCGCCUGCUCACCAAUAGUAGAACACUACAAAAAACGUGCGGAUUGCCUGACUAUCGUAGAUGACACCCUACUUUUAGGAGACAGAGUAGUCAUCCCGCAAAGUAUGCAAUCCAGCAUCCUCUCGUCUCUCCACAUAGGCCAUCCCGGCAUCAGAAGAAUGAAACAACUCGCACGCGAAUACGUUUAUUGGCCUAAACUUUCUGAGGACAUAGAACACCUGGUGAAACGUUGCGACCCUUGCGCAUUGACACGGAAGCUGCCGGUCAAAGUUCCGAUAUCCCCAUGGCCAACCCCCUCCAGGCCUCUUGAACGCCUACACGUGGACUUCGCGGGACCCAUCGACGGCAAAUACCUGCUGAUCUUCGUAGAUGCCUACUCUAAAUUCAUCGACGUCGGAAUCACCUCUACUAUCUCCGCCGCUCGGACAGUCGAACUUUGCCAUGAAAUCUUCUCAAGAUACGGCCCUCCAGAAGUUCUCAUUAGCGACCAUGGAACCCAGUUUACUGCAGACCUUUUCGCUAAAUUCUGUAAGGACAUGCAAAUCACUCAUAUCCUUACGGCCGUCAACCAUCCACAAUCCAACGGUCAGGCGGAAAGGAUGGUCGAUUCAGUUAAAAGAGCCAUCGCAAAAAAUUCUUCGAACUGGAAAGCGGAACUACAAGAUUUCUUAUACAGCUACAGAUAUACACCGUGCACUUCUGCCCCUGACGGCAAAUCCCCCGCAGAACUUUUCUUCGGCAGGCGAAUUUCCUCACCAUUCUCAAAAUUAUCUCCAAAAUCACCUGCAUCCUCAGCUUCUUCGAUGUCGGACUCCAUAAACAAACAACAAGACAUGCAAGAACAAUUCACAAAGCAACAUGGAGCCCGCCCAAAAAUACUCAACCUUGGAGAUAGAGUGGUUGUCGCUCUCAACAACAAGCGCGAAUUAGGUUACGUGACCGCCGUACUUUCCAAAUCACGUUACCUGGUGCGUCUGGACAAUGGCAAAUCCAUCGAACGUCACAUCAACCAUAUUUGGGAAGGAGGUGACGCCCCGACGAUCCUAAACGCCCCAGUUUCCGACGACUGGAUUUUUUACGAGCCUAACCCGUCGGAGACCACCGCGCACCCUCUUCCUGAUCAUCAAACUACACGUGAAGAUAACAGGGAUCUAAACGAGCCUCCACCAGGCGAUACUCCGUCCAGACCCAUUCGCACAAGAGUCCAGCCACGGAGACUGGUCCUGGAUCCGAGGGCCAAGUCCUACUCUCACCAGUAG